AUGACGAAGCAAGUGCUUCAUUAUCACGACGUGCAGCUGUACGAAUCGGAUGUGGCGUUAGUAACGAGUCCAGGCCAGUGGCUUAAUGAUAAUAUCAUUAAUUUUUAUCUGCAAUAUCUAACGCAGACACGUGCUUCAAGUGACGUGCUGCUUAUGGAUCCGGCGGUGGUCUCGUGUUUAUUACAUCAGUGCGAAGACGAGGAGGAGUACGUGGAUUUAGCCAAGGGUUUAGAUCUUACUACACGUCGAGUCUGUAUCAUUCCUGUAUCUGAUAAUGAUAAACUAGACGGAGUCAGUAGCCAUUGGUCAUUGCUGCUUUAUUGCGAUGGUAGUUUUCGUCAUUUGGAUUCAAGUGCUGGUCAUAAUAAAUACGCAGCACAACAAGUGGCCAAUUCAUUUGUGCUUUUACUUAAAGCAAUUGGAAAACAUCAUGGAGAUGGAAGAGUCUCUGAACAAGUGGAGGAAGUAGUAGAUACUCCACAGCAACAGAAUGGCUACGAUUGUGGUAUUUAUGUCCUAUUGCUAGCCGAAUAUUUCUGUACUCAAGACGAAGAGACGACGACGAUGACGAUGGACGUUUAUGUAACGCCAGAACGUGCGACGAAACUUCGUUUAGAGAUGCCUCGACUUAUUGAGAAGCUUAAACAUAUGGAGAGUAUCUAA
This is a messenger RNA of Peronospora farinosa, 663 nucleotides long. The record is from the annotation of a GenBank genome assembly. NCBI's taxonomy places the organism in Eukaryota, Oomycota, Peronosporomycetes, Peronosporales, Peronosporaceae.